Daldinia caldariorum is the source of this 2184-nucleotide messenger RNA. RefSeq lists its product as uncharacterized. NCBI's taxonomy places the organism in Eukaryota, Fungi, Ascomycota, Sordariomycetes, Xylariales, Hypoxylaceae. Gene Ontology annotation, molecular function: zinc ion binding; DNA binding. The transcript has 9 exons. Gene Ontology annotation, cellular component: nucleus. The coding region runs from base 1 to 2184 and encodes 727 amino acids. Gene Ontology annotation, biological process: DNA-templated transcription. The record is from RefSeq and is a predicted model, not a curated record.
AUGGCCAUGGUACCGGAUUCCGAGGUUAAACCUACUUCAUCGUCUCCGCAACCGACUACACCUACUGGAGCCGCCAAUUCUGAUCCGAAAAAUGCCCCGCCGAUCAAGCGGCGAGCUCCCAUCGCAUGCCGAAGCGUCUUUCCUACCCGCGGAGACUCAGAUCAAGAUCGGCAGUUUAGACAUCCACGUCAGAGAGUCGAUAAGAAAACUAGAGGCAAUGCCAAAGUCAAGAAUGAACCAUCGGCUUUGCCUAGUCCCCCUCGGAAUUCACUUGCAGAUUACAAACCCCCCAAACCGGACAAUGAGUGGGAACUAUUGCCAGAGGUUGAUACCGUCGUGGAUGGUAUCAAUACAUUCACUAGGAAUUAUUUCCAACUAGGUUUCAUCCCGAAGAAGAUGUUUCCCAAACUCGUCAAGGAAAGCCCUUCAUCCGUCAACGUAUUUCUACUGCUAAGCAUUCUUGCUAUUUCUGCUAGGUUCAAUAAGACUAUGAUAGAUACCUACGGUAACGGCCUCUCAGCGGUAACCGAGUUUAUGCGCAGGGCGCAAUGCUUAGCAGUUCAUGAGCUAUAUAAGCAGCCUACUCUUGAAAGAUGCCAGGCGUUUUACGUGCUAAGCAUUGCCGAGCAAGGAAGCGGGAAAUCAAAUACAAGCUACAUCAGCGCAGGUAUUGCUUUCAGGAUGGCUGCGCUGAUGCGACUCCAUCGAGAGGAGGCGUAUAAUCCCAUCACAGAACAAUCGCCUUUGGCGCACCGAAUUAGGGCAGAGUCCGCCAGACGCACAUUCUGGAUGUUACAUAGCCAAGAUAAUCUUCAUUCCGGUCCAUAUAAGCCGUUAUCCCUUGACCCCAGCGACAUCACGGCCCUUCUUCCCAGCGAUGAAGCGGAAUUUGACACGGGUAAAAUUCCCAAGCAGCGUGCAGCUCUCGAUGGCACGCCACCCGCCCUCCAAGAUCCCAGCCUUAUCACACUUAAGCCAAGGUCCCUAUUCGCAUCACUAAUGCAAGUUCACAACUUAUGGGGAAUCAUUGCUCGACGACUUCUCCACAACAGAAAAUCUAGACGUCCAAACGACAGCUCUAGUGAAUACGCCAAGUUGAAUCGAAAGCUCCUGGACUUCGAACAAGGUCUCCCGAAUGAACACGCUUUUGAUAAAAUUCUGUUGAGUGACUACAAAAGCCUCGCAGAAGAUUUGGUUAACAUGAGAAUUAGUAUGAUUCGCCAUGCUCAAGGAAAUCCUGCUCAUCGUGAUUUCGCGUUUUACAAGAAAAUGGCACGGGAACUAUUCUUCAACGUCAGAAAGUUGUAUUCUCAGAUCGAAGCUCAUUAUGAACCCGGGGUCGAAGUAAAGAGAGUUGGCUCUCAAAUGGCUGGUUUCAUUAUUUAUGGCUGUGGAUUACUAGCAUCCUAUCUGUGCAAAUUCCCUCAAUUGGAUAUACACCACGCAGGACAAAGUAUUGACAGCAUACAAGCGGAAGGUCGCGUUAUGUAUACUCACAUUGUCACCAUCCUAAGAGAAUGCCAGAAAGCCUGGCCACUUGCGGAGACCUGGUGUAACGGUUUGGAGAAAUGGUACAGCGACCCAAAUCCCAAGAACUUAUCAUUUAAAAUCGGCACUAUGACCGAUGGCAAAGAACCUCAACCUUAUGCUCUUACUGUUAUGCAUCCUCGCACAACGACGAGCUACGCUCAGUCCGAAUCUGCUCGGCUUGGUCGGAUACGCUCCACGCCGCCAACGCCAUACGCAGACGAACGAGAGCAAUUCCGGGAAGACCCAGAACCUCAGCGACUAGCGCCGUUACAGCAGACACCGCCUGGUUUUGCACAGACAGUAUACCUCCCACCCUUAUCGCAGGCGCCAUACGGAACACUUCAACAAUCAGCUUCACCGCAACCAUUGCACCCGCAGAAUUACGCCCAACAAAUAUAUACAGGUUCUGGACUUGAGAUGCUUGCUGAAGCAUCUCAUCAAAUGCCUGAGCCGACGCCUACGACAAUGGAUCCUUACCAACACCAACCUGAUGCCUAUUACCACGAAUAUCCACCGACUACGAUCCUUAACGAUGGUUUCGAUAGUAACCUACAGAUGCUCGUGGACGGUGCUGGGGGGCACUGGCCCCCAACGGAUCCUGCCAACCUCGUGUACAGCGCGUACGAUAUUCCUAGUUAUCUUCGCCAGCCUUAG